CUUUCAUUCUUAACAAGGCCUUAACAAAGAAAGAAGCGAUCUGAUUGGUUGCUAUGUGCAACUCAGCAACUUUUCCUCUGGACAGGUUUUAAUAAAUCUCCCCCUAUGUCCUUAAGGGGUUAAGCAUCGAGCUGCAGUCAAAGCAAUACACUAAGCUGCGGGUAAUCUUGCGGAGUGCAGCUGUCACUCAGCAGUUAAAAUCAUUUGCUACAUCAAAUACUAGAAAUUGUCAGUAAUGGCCUUGGGCUUAUGUGUAACCGGUCUUGGUGACGUCACAGUGACAAGUGCAUAGCCCAGCCUUCUACCUGACGUCAUGUGCUGGAGAAGUAACCCAACCCUACGGAAGGAAACAUGCCUCAUGAAACUAAACUGUACCAAGACAUCCCCGCAAGUCUCUGGCCGAUUGUAUACUCUACUGAUUAUAACAUCACCUUUAUUGGACUAGAGAAGCUUCAUCCCUUUGACUCUAGCAAAUGGGGGAAAAUUGUCAACUUUCUUAAAGAUGAGAAGCUAAUCACAGAUGACACUAUUGUGCCUGCUAAGGAAGCAAAAGAAGAGGAUCUCCUGGUUGUACAUACUAGAGGCUACUUAAAUAAAUUAAAGUGGUCCUUUGUAGUUGCCACCAUAACUGAGAUCCCACCACUGUUCCUGCUUCCCAACUUCUUAGUUCAAAGGAGAGUAUUGAAACCACUGAGAACACAGACAGGAGGCACCAUAAUGGCUGGAAAACUGGCAAUUGAAAGAGGAUGGGCGAUCAAUGUUGGUGGAGGCUUCCAUCAUUGCUCCAGUGACAAAGGUGGAGGAUUUUGUGCAUAUGCUGACAUAACAUUAGCUAUCAAGUUCUUAUUUGAGCGUGUUGAAGGUGUUUCCAAGGCAACUAUAAUAGACCUGGAUGCCCAUCAGGGCAAUGGGCAUGAAAAAGAUUUUAUGGAUGAUAAAAGGGUGUACAUAAUGGACAUGUACAAUCGGCACAUAUACCCUGGAGACACGUUUGCCAAGCGUGCGAUAAAGAGGAAAAUAGAGCUAGACUGGGGCACAGAAGACAAAGAAUAUUUGGAAAAAGUAGAAACUCAUGUAAAAGGGGCACUGAAUGAGGUCACUCCAGAUGUGAUCAUCUACAAUGCAGGGACAGAUAUUCUGGAUGGAGAUCCGCUCGGAGGACUCUCAAUUUCCCCUCAAGGAAUUAUAAAGAGGGAUGAAAUCGUGUUCAGCAUUGCCAGGAGGCGUUCCAUACCAAUUCUGAUGGUCACCUCAGGAGGAUACCAAAAGAGGACCGCACGGAUAAUAGCAGAUUCCAUACUAAAUUUGCACAACCUUGGCCUGAUUUCCAAUUCUCUCUCACAUGAACCCCGGUUAUGAACAUUGAUCUUCAAAGCUGAAAAGUUACUCGGUGUGUGGCAAUAAUUUACAUUUAACAGAAAUGUAAUAUGUGAAUCUAAAAUACUGUGUAUUUAUUUAGGUUGGAAAAAAAAUAUAGGAAAAUAUCUUGGUGGGGAGUUUACAAAGCACUACAGCCCCUAUUUUUUACUUAUUCAUUGGCAUCUUCUGACAUCACACAGCUGAGGCUUUAAGGCACUAUUCCUAACCUUUGUUCACAGAAUAUAGCCUAAAUGCCUAAUAGGUACGAUAUCACCAAUGAGACCCGCACUUAUCAGGUGAACUGAGAGUUUUGGAAAUAUUAAAAGGGUACUCCGGUGGAAAAAAAAAAUUCGAAUCAACUGGUUGCAGAACGUUAAACAGAUUUGUAAAUUAUUUCUAUUUAAA
Molecule: messenger RNA, 1764 nt
Organism: Hyla sarda
Lineage: Eukaryota; Metazoa; Chordata; Amphibia; Anura; Hylidae
Product: histone deacetylase 11-like
Exons: 10
Coding region: 352-1359 (335 amino acids)
Molecular function (GO): histone deacetylase activity
Source: RefSeq, a predicted model, not a curated record